GAGCAUAUAUUUAAGAGUCUGAUUAUAAACCUAUAAACCUUGUCGAGCAUUCAGCAAUGUCUCCAGACGUUGCCAGCAAACUUUUUCUACGCGCACUGGUCUCCACAUAUUUGUGUGAUUAUUUUUGGAACAUUUGUUGGGACCAGGUCGUUCAUAUUGAUUCUGUAAUUAAGGAAUCUAUGUACCUUGCUGCAAAAGAUAAUGAAAAUGGUGGAUACUUGAUGUUUCCAAUAAAAGCUGGUAAAUUUAAGAAGUCAUUCUCCCAUCCAUGGGACCUAUAUAGAGUGGUAUUCAAGGCGGGAUUCAACGAUGGAAUUCUGAGAAAAUGUGAAGCUCAAGUGUUAUGGAAAAGACCAACAAAAGAAAAGAAUGUAUUUCACAGACGUUGUGAUCCCCCAGUGAAAUCCGUGCAUUCAGGCAAACCUCGGCAUACAUUGCGAUCAGAAAUCGACAUAAGGUUGCUCAAAGCGUUCGUUAAAGAGAAGAAGAAUGGUCACACGAAGGAAAAACUUUUUCAAUACUGAUGCUUCUGUGCAAUUACACUUUUAAUUAUUCACAACGUUGCUAUUGUCAAUAUAUUCAUACGUUUGUGAUCCAGACACAAGUCACUUUGUAAUAAAUUAUACCAAAUAUAUAUAUUUACAUUUACGUUCUAGCAUGUUUGUAUAUAUAAACAUUAAUGUUUUAUCUUAAAAGAAUUAAAGUCGUGAAAAUAUAUGACAAAGAAACCUAAAAGUAAAUGUUGAACAAUCUUGGUCUAUUUUUUGUGGUAUGCAUUUGUUGGUAAAAAAGGAAUUUCAAAAUGAAGAAAUGAUACAUAUAUAUCAUGUUGUUACUUAACAUUGAAUGCAAUUAUGAAUGUCAUGAAACAACAAAUUAUGUUGAAAUAACACCAUUGAAAUAAAUGACACGCACUAGGUUGAUUUUGGUGUUAAUACUCAUUGUCAGGUAAAGACUCAUUCUUAAGUAAGACCCAUUCUUAAGUAAUUCUUUUCUUGCAAUUUCAAAAUAGAAAGAAAAAACCCCGCUGUUUUCGCAACAUUUGUUAUAUUAUUUCAUUGAAAUUGUGUGAUACACUUUUAUUUCCUUCUUUAUUUCAUAAAAAAAUAUAUACUCUGAUAUUAUUUCCGUAAUGAUACGAGACCAUAUCUCAAUUGCUAAUUCAACUUCUUCUAUUCAAAUGAUGCUUUCUUAUUAGUGCAGUUAACAAAACAUAUAAUCGGUCACUUAUAACUUGCAAAUAUUGAGUUCAGAAUAUACAUUCUUCAUAUGAUUCUAUCAUACAUGCUUUUAUUCUUUGAUAUAGACUACAAAAUAGACACCAUAUAGCAUGUUUGAGGUAUUUGUCAUUGCAUUAAAACUGUAAAGUUUUCAGUCCUUCUGUUGUUAUAUUGUGAAAACGUAGUAAUCAUAACAUCAUUUUGUAAUAAUGUAUAUGUUUCAAUGAAUCCCUCAAUAUAUAGAAUGUUUUAAAUGUAAGUUGAUUGCACAUCAAAAGCUGCUAGAAAAAAAUGCAUGUUUAUUUCUAUUGACUAAAUUUGUAUUUAAGAUGACAAUUGGAACUUACGACUCUUUAACAGUAAGCUUAGUGUUCCAGACAGUAAAUCUGAAACGAUUUGUGUUUGGAAAAAUACUGUAAUUAUUCAUUUUACUUGGAUCCAUCCGCAUGUUGUAAACGAAUACAGAAUGUUUCAUUAGACUUGCUCAGUUAAAUAAGAUGACUUAUUGUUACUUUUUGGCUUAUAAAGUAUGUAUAUGUAUUUCUAAUAAUAUCAUGAAAUGUUCUAUAACUUUUCAGAAGUGUUAGUAUGUUAUAACGUUUAGUGAGUUUAUUUAUUUUGAGAUAUUAUUAGAGGUGUUGUUACAAAGUGUAGAAACGUGUCCGAUGUGGUAUGUACACUCGAGACACUGCGUGUGGUCGCGAUCUACAUUUAUGUAAAUGUAUAUUUAAAUAUCAAUUGUGCACUCCUUAGCUUCCGUAUACGUACUAGAAGUACGUGUACUUAUAACGUACAUAUUGUCUUCGUGCGAGAUUUUAAUUAAGUAGUCGGCAGAUGUUAUGUAAAAAGAAGUUAUCAUCAUUUAUGUUGUCAUUGCCUGGUAUAGUAUGAAGGACAAAAUAAUUUUGCAAAGUUUUCUAAUUGCAGUGUAAAUCCUAACGUUGUGACUAUAUAGCUGUCUAGUUAAACCUAUUCUGUAAGUGAUUUGCUUUAAUUAGUAAGGGAUUAAAUUGUUUUCCUUUUGUGAGUGAGUAGAUGCAAUGAUAAUGCUAUGCAAUAGUAUUAGGAAAUAGUUUCCAAAAUAAAAUCUAUAUUGUAUUGAAAUAUUUAAGACAUCUUAAAAUGUCAAACACUUAUUGAACACUUUUACAAUAUUGGGACGUCAUGAUUUUGUGUAUGACGUUGUUCAAUACGCGUGACGUUACCUGGGUAAAACUAGUAUAAUUUGAUAAAACCUCUUUAAUACAGAUGAAAUAAAAAGUAUCUUUGUUUAAAUGAAAAGUCAAAAUAUCUUUCACGCGUCAACCACAGACUAAAUUUUCACCCGUGGCUGAACCACUCUUGAAAUUAUCGUAUCUGAUAUUCAUUCGUCAAAAAUAUGUCGACACAGAAACAAACAAAUAUUUCCUUUUCAUAAGACUAUUACCAUUUGUGUUUGACACCUUUAUUGACAAAUUGUUGUUUCUUCAGUAUACUUUACUGCCAAAUUAAUUGUGCAUGAAGUAACAAAAGUUGAUACAAACAUAAUCAUAUUUAAUUGACAGUAGAUCUAUUAUCUUGAUCCUUAAUAUUUGUCAGACAUUGCUUCAGUUAAUAAUGAGUAGUAUUUCAGCAAAGUAAAUUUUUAAUGUCUACAGUUAACUUUGCGAUUAUUUCUGUCACAUUUUUUGUUCCAAAUGACGACAAAGUCUGUGUAAAAAAUGAAAAUGGUGGAUACCUAAUGUUUCAAAUAAAAGCUGGUAAAUUCUUCUAAAGGUAAGUUUGCAAGAUAAUGUACAUGUAAGUGUAGGUCGGGAUAUUUGAACAACUGAAUACCAUUUCAGCCAAACAUAAAAAGCGUAAGAGGUGUUGCGUGUUUCAUCAAAUCAAUUCUCAUAAACAGAUUAAAUAGAACCGAGGAACUAUGUUAUAAUUCACUUUGGGUCGCACCAUUCUUUGCUUCCAAAAGACUUUAUUAUAUUUUUUCAGUUUGAAUGUGGUGUGAAAGAUAUAAAAUCCUGAUUUUCAACUAUGAUUUCUUUUUUUUCUAAAUCAUAGCCUAUUUGCCAUGUUCUCUUCAAAUUAAUGUUUGUUAACAUUUGAGGAGAAUAAUGUGUGUAAUAUUUUGUCAGUUUUAAAGGGAAUAUCUGCCGCGUUCGAGGACAGAAACUCCCAACUUAAAACAUACUAGUAGUUGUAGGUGAGGAGCGUAUUAUCCAGCUAGACUGGAACGUGGCUGUACCGACCAACCGCAAAGCUCCCCGAAAACCAGGUAUAUCUACCUCCACCUGUAACCAUUAAACCUUUUGCAAUCUGUAUUUUACACACGAAAGAUGAAAGAAAAUACAGUGAAUGAUUUUCUUUUAAGCACUUUUUAUAGAGUACGAAUGUACAUAUUUAUUUAUAGUAAAAGUGCGGUGGAAAGCGUACUAAGUAAUUAUUGGGUAUGUUUUAGUCACCCCUUUUGACUAAUCUUACAACAACACAAAAUAUAUUUCGUACCAAAAUCAUAAAAUAACUUUGUAUUGAGCGGCAAUAUUUGACAUAAAAACCAAAUUUAUUAUUUAUACAUUCAAUUUUACAAAUCUAUUUCAUCUUUCGCCAGGGAAAAACAGCUAUGUUCUUCCGAAUUUGCCUUUUUAAAGUAAUAAAAUACUUUAAAUUAAAUUUAAUACAACUAGAGUUUAAAAAAUUGUACACAACAUUUAAAUUAUUGUUAUCAUUUUUAUCGCUGUUUUCUAAACCACAUGAGUUUCCCUCACAUAUUCACGGUGCGUAAUUAAUAUUACUUUUGUGUACAAGAACAUUAUGCUUUCGCAGUUAUCUUAUACUUACAUGUGCCACUAACUACUUAGAACUAUUUAGG
Molecule: messenger RNA, 4065 nt
Organism: Mercenaria mercenaria
Lineage: Eukaryota; Metazoa; Mollusca; Bivalvia; Venerida; Veneridae
Exons: 3
Coding region: 57-524 (155 amino acids)
Source: RefSeq, a predicted model, not a curated record